This is a messenger RNA of Oryctolagus cuniculus (rabbit), 9494 nucleotides long. NCBI's taxonomy places the organism in Eukaryota, Metazoa, Chordata, Mammalia, Lagomorpha, Leporidae. The record is from RefSeq and is a predicted model, not a curated record.
AGGUCUUCCUUUGCCGUUGGUUCACCCUCCAAUGGCCGCCGCGGCCGGUGCGCUGCGGCCGGCGCACCGCGCUGAUCCGAUGGCAGGAGCCAGAAGCCAGGUGCUUUUCCUGGUCUCCCAUGGGGUGCAGGGCCCAAGCACCUGGGCCAUCCUCCACUGCACUCCCUGGCCACAGCAGAGGGCUGGCCUGGAAGAGGGGCAACCAGGACAGAAUCCGGCGCCCCAACCGGGACUAGAACCUGGUGUGCCGGCGCCGCUAGGCGGAGGAUUAGCCUAGUGAGCCGCGGCGCCGGCCGAAAAACCUUAAUUCUUAGCUCUUUGGAGUAGCAAACAUGAUAUAGGAUAGGACAGCAUGGGUAAACUCAUGUAUUUAUGGAUUUCAUGUAGAUAUCAUGUUUUUUCUCAUACCUUAUAUGUCAUAUCAAUGGCUAUUAGAUUUGAAUAUUGCUGUAUUAUCCAGUGAGACUAUUUUAAAGUUGAUGUCAGGAUAUUGGUCUUAUUAUUUAUUCUGUAGUAGUUUAUAUACUCAACACAUCUUGAAGGCAUACAUGAAAUUUAUUGUGGGCUAAGCAUUUAAAGGAUAACCUAAAGCAUACUACCUAAAACCAUUAUUAGUUUUAUGAAUCUAUUCUAAACUACUUACCUGAAUACUGUAGCAUGUACUUUUCAAGGGAAACUGUUAAUGAAUGACUGUGUUGUUUUUUUUUUAAUUCUUCUUGAAAAGCACUAUUAGGUGAACUUACAGACCAAUAAUGUUUUGUUUUGUUUUGUUUUGUUUUGUUUUGUUUUGUUUUUGACAGGCAGAGUUAGAUAGUGAGAGAGAGACAGAGAGAAAGGUCUUCUUUUUUCCGUUGGUUCAUCCCCCAAGUGGCCGCUACGGCCAGCGCGCUGCACCGAUCCGAAGCCAGGAGCCAGGUGCUUCCUCCUGGUCUCCCAUGCAGGUGCAGGCCCAAACACCUGGGCCAUCCUCCACUGCCUUCCUGGGCCACAGCAGAGGGUUGGACUGGAAGAGGAGCAACUGGAACAGAAUCGGCGCCCCAACUGGGACUAGAACCCAGGGUGCUGGUGCCACAGGUGGAGGAUUAGCCUAGUGAGCCGCGGUAGUGAGCCACGGCGCUGGCCAUGGACCAAUAAUUUUUAAAAUAAGGAAUGGAAACAAAUAGAAUUGGAAUAUGAUAAAAAUAAAUGAGGCUUCUUGGCUUGCUUAUUUAUUUUUGGUGAGUAUAGGCCAAAGUUUUCAAUUGUAGGCUUCACUUGAUUAAGAACAUUGCAUAUUAUUCUUUUGGCAAAGCAGAAUUUGUUUCAUUACGUUGUUGGCUAUAAGGGCACCCAGAAACUCUUUUCUUUGCUUCUGAAAUGUUCUUUGUUUGCUGGUGGCUUUGUUUCCCUGACUGCAUUUCCAGUUCCUUGGUAGCAGGGAUUGUGUCUUAUUGAAAUUGUUUGCUUAUAGUACCUAUUUAGUAAGUAAAUAAGUGAAUGAGUUACUAUUAAAAAUAGUAAUGGGUAUGCAGUUAACUUCUAGAUUUUUCUUAUUAUGGUUCUACCUCUUGCUUUCUUUUUCUUCUUCAGUUCUUAAAAAGGGAAAGUGGUACUUGUCAACUGUGUACUUCAUGAGGGAGUGAUAUAACAGAUACAAGAUUCCCAUGUUUGUGUCAUGUGGCAGCAAAUGUAAUACGGAGGCAAAUAUCACCAGAUAUGAGGGAGCAAUGCCCUAAGCCUUUCAAUUUAUAGGCAACCCAGGACAUUAUGCACACUAUUAGCACUAAGUUGAAUACAACCCUGAGACUCCAUGUGCCCUGAGGAAGCAGAUAUCCAAAGUGAUCAGAUACUCAGAUUCAGAAAAGGAGUAUGAUUUACGUCAUACUUGCAAAGUGCUUUUUGUUACAGGAGAUAGGACCCCCUACUUUUGUCUCUUGGUAAAAGCCGGGACUUUAAUUUUUUGUUGUUGUUAAACUAAGGCUUUGGCGAAAGUCCAUCUAUCUGUGUCAAGUGGAGUGUUAUGCAGCUCACAUUUUUGGUUCACUAGGAUGAAGGCAGGAUUUUAUCCUACCUAUAAAGCCAAAAUGCUUACUGAGAAGUGAUAAGGAAGGGGUGAACCCAUUUUCCAUCCAUGGCUGCAGGUUGAAAGUACUAUAAAUAGUUCAGUGCACAGAGCAACAGAUACACUUUCAGAAGCAAGAGUCCUGGAGGUCAUACAAAAAGUGGAAAAGAGAUCCAACAAGAAUACUAAUAUAACAUCUAUAAAGUUAAAUGUAUAAGGAUAUUCAUUGUACUUCAUAGGAAAGAAAAAGAAAAAGUAAGGAAAUACCCAAAUGUUCAGUAAAAGGGGAAUGAGUCAUAUAGUCAUCUACUUCUAUCCAUUAAAAACUGUAUGUAGGCACUUAAAAGAAUGAUGUAGAUAUGUGUGAACUGACAAUGAAUAGUAGAAAGUAGGAAGAUAACCAAAACCUGUAGCAGUAGGAGUGUCUAAUGUGGUGGCAAGAAGGCCUUUUCCAGUUUUGCAUUGUGUGGUUCUGUAUUACUUGAAUGUCCCACAGUGAACAUUUACAAGAUGAUCAAUUUUGAACAAUUCUCUCCUCCUGGUACAUGGAGAAAACUUUACUUGCUAACCCUCUGUACAUACAGUGUAAGCACAGUCUGGAACCUGACAUAUUGACAGAAAGGAAGGAGAGGAAAGUGACUUGAGCAAGCACAUCUGUUCUGUUAGCUGAUGUGCCAUAAUUUGUAAACAUAAUAUAUUCCUAUUUGCCUUAUUUUUAUGUUCUUUGAAGCAUGAAAGCUAAAGAGCAGGUUGAUUUAAAAAAAAAAAAUUCAAAGCUUCAUUUUCAUGUACUUGAAAGGCAGAUGGAGAGAGAACUCUUUCAUGGCUGGUUCACUCCCCAAAUGGCUGCAACAGCCAAAGCUGGGCCAGGCUGAAGGCAGGAGCCCAGAACUCUGGGUCUCUCACAUGAGUGGCAGGGAACCCAAGCACUUGAGCCAUGGAUUCUUUCUGAGAGGGAAAAACAAUUCUCAUUUAAACAUGAAGCUCUCCGUUGGUCAGUUGGUUAUGUCCUUGAAAGUAGAGGUCAGCGUCCUGAAUCAAACUGUGCCUUCAGCUAGCAUUGUGACCUCAAAUUGAGUCAUUUAAUCACUAAUCUCUCCGUUUCCCCACCUGUAAAAUUGGUAAUAAUAGUUCUUACCACCGCAUUCCUGGGUGGGGUGUUGUGAAGCUUAAUAAGAUCAUGUUUGCAAAAUGCUUUGAGCUCCUUAGGUAUAAGAAGCAGUAUAAACACAAAGUCUCAUUAAGGUAAUUACACAGGUAUUUUUCAUAGUUCAAGUUUAUAUCCAAGGCAAAAAUGUAGUCAUGGAGGUCAUUUUAUGGGAACAGGGUAGGAGAUUGGCAUUCAAAACCUGAAAAUGACAUUCAAAACACAUUUUGAAAAAUAGAGUGGAAACAUUGGUUUGUAGACUAGGAGAACCUAGUUUGGAGAGAUGAUUAAAAAAUGAAAAUAAAAAUAAAUCGUUAAGUUCCAUCUUGAACUGAAAACGCCUUUUCUAAAGCAACAUGAUCACCUCUGUCCCCUGAAAGAGAAAGAAAAAGGAAGCUCUUCACAAACAGUGUUGGUUUUCACAAAACGUUUCACCAUUAAUAUGACUGUGAAGCGGUGAAACCUGUCUGGCCCACUGUGCGUACAGAAGGUUGACUCAUUAAUGCUUGGCAGAGCCUCUUCCCAGGUGGCACUGUACCAGAAAUUCUGGUGAUGGAGCCGGGGAAGCACAUCCUCUACACAGUUCCUUCUUCUUAGGCCAUCCUGAAAACCCAUCAUGUUUACUGCAGGCUCUCCACCCUUUGGCACCAUGGGUGCACGCUACCACUAUAAUCCAAGAUAUGCACAGUCAGUUUCAGCUCCCAAGAUUUGGAAGUGUCGACACAGGAGGUCAGUAACCCCAGAGGAAGGUACCUCUGCUGAUGGCUUGCCCUGGGACUGCUUCAGUGAACAGACAACAAAAGACCUUCCCAACAGGGAUGGAAGUGCAUGGGUCUUGGGCUAUAGAACAGGACCAGCCUGUCCAUUUCUGCUCCAUGAGGAAAGAGAGAAGCCAAACAGAAGUGAAUUGUACUUGGAUCUCCAUUCUGACCAGAGCCCCACAGAGCAGGAUGAUAGGACUCCUGGCAGACUCCAAGCUGUCUGGCCACCCCCGAAGACAAAAGAUGCAGAAGAAAAAGUGGGAUUGAAGUACACUGAAGCAGAAUACCAAGCAGCCAUUUUACACUUGAAGAGGGAGCACAAAGAAGAAAUUGAAAACCUACAGGCCAAGUUUGAACUUGAGGCAUUUCAUAUCCGAGGCGAGCAUGCAGUGAUAACAACAAGGCUAGAAGAAACCAUAGAAAAUCUCAAACAGGAGUUAGAACACCGAUGGCGAGGAGGAUGUGAAGAGAUGAGAGAUGUGUGCAUCUCCACCGAUGAUGACUGCCCUCCCAAGACCUACAGGAAUGUAUGCAUCCAGACAGACAGGGAGACCUUCCUCAAGCCCUGUGAGGGUGAAAGCAAGACAACAAGAAGUAACCCAGUAAUACCCAAGAAGUUGAACAUCACCUCUUUAACCCAACUGUCUCCCCCAAGUGACAGCAAAGACAUCCAUGCACCACUUCAGUCUGUGGAAGGCAUCUCAUCAAACCAGCAGAAGACAUCCACUCCCCCUCCUGCACCACCCCUCCCAGCACCACCCAUCCCUCCACCUCCUCCCCUGCUGCCUAGCCUUGAUCCUUUGCCACCAGCACAUCCGUCACCACCUGUGAGUGCUGGGCCCCCACCACCACCACCACCACCACCUCCUCCUCCGCCACCACCUCCUCCGCCACCCCUACCACCUGCUCUGCCUCCAAGUGCUGGACCUCCUCCACCUCCUCCCCCACCACCACUUCCUAACUCCCCUGCUCUGACGAAUAAUGAGGGGCCUCCUCCUGCUCCAGCACCCCCAGGACUUGUACCUCCACCCCCUCCUGGACUCUUCUUUGGACUCACCUCUUCUUCCAGCCAGAGUCCUCGAAAACCAGCCAUUGAGCCCAGUUGUCCCAUGAAACCUUUGUAUUGGACUAGAAUACAAAUAAGUGAUAGGAGCCAAAAUGCUACACCAACCUUAUGGGAUUCCUUAGAAGAGCCUGACAUUCGGGACACUAGCGAAUUUGAGUAUUUGUUCUCUAAAGAUGCAACUCAGCAGAAGAAAAAACCUCUGUCAGAGACCUAUGAGAAAAAAAACAAAGUCAAAAAGAUUAUCAAGUUAUUGGAUGGCAAGCGAUCUCAAACUGUGGGAAUCUUGAUAUCCAGUUUGCACUUAGAAAUGAAGGAUAUCCAGCACGCCAUUUUCAAUGUGGAUGACUCUGUGGUUGACCUGGAGACCCUGGCGGCUUUAUAUGAAAAUAGAGCCCAAGAGGAUGAAUUGGUUAAAAUAAGAAAGUAUUAUGAGACAUCUAAAGAAGAAGAAUUGAAGCUGCUGGAUAAACCUGAACAAUUUUUACAUGAAUUAGCGCAGAUUCCUAAUUUUGCUGAACGUGCCCAGUGCAUAAUCUUCCGAUCUGUCUUUUCUGAGGGUAUAACUUCCUUGCAUCGAAAGGUAGAGAUCAUCACUCGAGCUUCUAAGGGCUUGCUGCACAUGAAGAGCGUGAAGGAUAUUUUAGCUCUCAUUCUGGCUUUUGGAAAUUAUAUGAAUGGAGGAAAUAGAACUCGAGGUCAAGCAGAUGGAUAUAGCUUAGAAAUUCUGCCCAAACUCAAGGACGUCAAAAGUCGGGAUAAUGGGAUUAAUCUGGUGGACUACGUUGUGAAGUAUUACCUGCGGUAUUAUGAUCAGGAAGCUGGAACGGAAAAGAGUGUUUUCCCCCUGCCUGAACCACAAGAUUUUUUUCUAGCUUCCCAAGUCAAGUUUGAAGACCUCAUAAAAGAUUUGAGAAAAUUAAAGAGGCAACUAGAAGCCAGUGAGAAACAGAUGAUGGUGGUGUGCAAGGAGUCUCCCAAGGAGUAUCUGCAGCCUUUCAAGGACAAACUAGAAGAAUUCUUCCACAGAGCUAAAAAGGAGCAUAAAAUGGAAGAAACUCACUUGGAGAAUGCACAGAAAAGUUUUGAAACAACAGUAGGAUAUUUUGGGAUGAAGCCCAAGUCUGGUGAGAAGGAGAUCACCCCCAGCUACGUGUUUAUGGUGUGGUAUGAGUUCUGCAGUGACUUCAAGACAAUUUGGAAACGGGAGAGUAAAAACAUAUCAAAAGAAAGACUGAAAAUGGCUCAGGCAUCUGUCAGCAAGUUGACAUCGGAGAAGAAAGUGGAGACAAAGAAAAUCAACCCCACUGCUAGUCUGAAAGAAAGGCUGCGCCAGAAGGAAGCCAGUGUGACCACCAACUAAAGUGGGGACGCGCAAGACACAGUAACAGUGGAGAUGUACCUUGUGUGCUCCUUUCUGACCCUAGUGCUGAGGGAGUUCCUGGAAGAUAUGCUACUAAAUGUGUGUUUUGCUCAUGUCUUUCUGAGGUCCUCUGCACAGAGCGCCCUGUGCCUUCCUAUGAAGUCCCUUAUGAAGCCACAAAAACAAUGAAAAGCUACUUAAGGGAACAUUUCAGGUGUAUUUGAUAAUUGUUACUUGUAGCAGUCUAAAGUCCACUCCCUUAUAAGACCUGAAGACAUACUAAAAUUUUCUAAAUGUUUUUAAAAGCUGAGAAUUCAAGCUGUCAAACUCAAGAUUCAUACAUGUAACCUUGUCCCAAAACAGGAGAAAGAUCUUUUCUGACAGUUGCCUUGACAUAAUUUAAGCUCCAUCUUUACACACUUCUCUUUUGAUUAUUGGUCUGCAGCAUUUUUCUCACCAAUAAUGUUGAAAUUUAUCCACCCUGUUUUUGAAGAGGUGCAAGACUAUGUAUUCCCAGACUAGGGAGCUGAUUUGUUGUCUAUGCAGCAGGAAGGAGAGAAAACAGCAUUAUACAUGGGUGGAAAGGGAAUAAAUCAGUGUAAACUUCAUCCUGGAAAACAAAUUAUAAUACAGGGCAUUGGCUUCAAGCCAUUACAAGCCAUUAGGCAAGGCUCCUUCAGUUGUUAUAUCUGCUCUUUUUGGUUUCCUGGGUCAGCCGAGGUUCAGCACCCCAGGUCCUGGAAGAAACUGUACAACUUGAGGAGGGACAGCUUUGGGGUCAAAGCACCUGCUUGGACAAGCCACCCACAUUUGGGAACACUUGUGAACAAGUGACAAUAUGUUGACAGACAGUCACAUUCUACAUCACGGGCUGCAACUGUGUGCUAGUUUCCAGACAGAAGAGCAAAUACUCCUCGCAGCCUUUUAUCAUGACCUUGGCUGACAGGCAAGUGAAGUCGGGUAAAGCAGGGAUCUUUGAUGUCAAAAAAAAAAUGCAGAAGAAAAGUUCUUUUCAUCAAAAUGAAAGCAAGAUGAUUAUAUUACUAAUAAACUUUGCGAGGAAUAUCAUGUAUAGAUGGCUUUCUCUGACCCUGGCCCUUGAAUCUUAGAACGAACCCCUUUGGGCCUCUCUCUGACAUUUUUUCUUUUAAGCCACUACUCUUUGAAUCUGUCUUUUGAGGGGGAAGAAAGAGGACUAGGGAAGAAUUGGGAAUAAAACCAAUGACUGUCAUUUCUAGACCUUGAAGGAAGAAAGGCCCAAGCUCACCCUUCCAACUGUGGGACAGUCUAGAGGUGAGCAAGAAUCAUCUUAAGUGUCCCUGUGUGCCAUGUGUGGCCUGCCCUUUGCCCCAGCAUCCCCUUUGCCCUAGCAUCUUUCCAGAACUUCUGAACUUGGCAGCUGCCCGCGUGUCUGCCCAGAAUGUGCCUGCCUGUCAUCAGCCACCUCAGGGACACUCCCAUGAUAGAUUCCGCUAACAAAGGCAGUGCUGCAUCCUCACGUUAACACCAGCCUCGGGAAUCAAGAAUGCGUGGUGAGGAUCAAAUCAAGUCACAGAAGCCAUAACCAUGCAGGUGCUAAUGGCCUUUCCUAGUGGUUCUGAAGAAAGGAAAAUGGCAACUUGGUUGGAUUUUGCAAUUCAAAGUGAAGGACUGAGACAAGCAAAUUAGAAAAGGAACUUAUCAUGAUUAAGAAGGCUUGAAGCUGUGGGUGAGCAACAAAGCUUUUCAAACUGCUUUCUUAUUUGGUUUGUCUUCAUUUUCAUUUCACUGUGAAGAAAGCCAAGGGAACUCAUCACUUUAAAACAGAUUCCACUUAGAGCCAUCCUGUGCUCUGUGAUGUUCCUUCUAAUCCCGUCAUAGAGAAGAAAAGUGGCAGUUUUGCCCAUGCCGUGGAAAUCAGCUCUGGGUUCAGUGAGGCCUACAUAAGACCAGGUCGCUAUGAAUCCCUAUAGACUUGAAGGAAGGGAGCAGGAGGCGAUUUUCAGCGGUGCCACUGUGGCCCGCUUCAGGUCUCAAAGUAGGAGACCCAUGGGAAAAUCCCUGAAGGUAGGCAGGACUGGCGCUGUGGACACAUAGCUUUUCAAGGCACCCUCUUAAGGGACAGUGCUGAAGAGUAAUGAAUGAAAGCGUUUGAGAGGGAGAUAAAUGGAGCAUACGUUGGAUUUCAGCAGAGUGAACACUAAAAUGCAUGGAAGAAUACCUGUUUCCCAAGAGCAAGAAUUGCCUCUAUUGGGGAAACCUAGUGAUUUUCUAAUGAAUGCCAGUCAGGUGUGUCACAUCAGUGUUUUAAGGCGCUAUGGUAAAAUCUCCAACAUUCUCUCCUAGUUUGAAGCCUGCAUUAUUUCUCUUGGCUACCCACUCCCAGUACACCACAGUGAUGUCACGACCCUUAUUUUCAACUUAAGUUGAUAUUCAGUAAAGGUUAAAGGGAGUUUGUUCACAGUAGUCCCUCUAAAACAAUGUGGAGGUGUUUAAAAUGAUCCCUCUACAAUGCAUCUGAGGGUGCAUUAAAUGGAACAGGUAUGCUAAAGCUUGUCAGGGUAUAAAGUUCUGGAAUAGUACUUAGCAACUUGAGCACUGGAGGUAAGCUGGGUUCAAGUAGCUGUUCUAGGCAUAACUCUCCCUGAGCUAGAAAGAAGAGUGGCCAGGAUUUGCUCUCCUGUGUUUAAUCAGACACUUACACCUAACUUACUACUAAGACCAGAAGAAAACUUGAAUUUACAAACAGCUCUGUCUCUUACCCACCAAGAUUCCCCAAAUCUGAGGACACAGUUUGAUGGCAUUUCAGAUUUUUUUCAUGAGCAAUGGAAUAAUUCUUGAGCACACAUUGAUAUCAUAUAUUACAUUAAAACAUUAUGUAAAAAGCAUCAGACCUAUGAGUUGUCAAAAAGAUCAGGAAGUGUACUAUUUGGAUUUUUACAUGAGAAGAGGCAGUUACUUGGAAAAGAAGUGAGAAAAGUAUGGCCAAGCAGAAGAGGACAUAUGUGAUGGUGGAGAUUUGGGGGCCACAGCUGAUGGUCUUGCUGCCCUGCCUUUUGAAUCCUUAAGUUGCUUUCUGUGAUGUAUUUUCACACACUCAAUGCAACUAUCUAUGAAUUAUGGAGACAGAAUUUCUAAAA